AUGCAUGACGAUGCCGCCUUCAUCUCGCCCCCCUCUGCGGCUUUGGCGUUCAAGGGCGCGAGCUGGGACUGCCUUGGAGAUGCAACGAAGUCCCUUUCUUGUGGCAAGGCCUUCUACUUCGAUUCCCGUGGCGACUUGGUUCUGAAGGUGGGCGAAGCCUUUCACGAAGGCGGACGCGACUUCGUCGUCUGUUCGAGGACUGUUGCGCGAUGGUCCAAGGUCUUCAACGCCAUGUUCUUCGGCGGUUUCGCGGAGUCUAUCUCUUCAGCUCGCGACGGUACGUGGACAGUUGCACUGCCUGAGGACAGGGCGGCUCCCCUCUUUCUCAUCCUGGCCAUCAUUCAUGGCACUCACCAGCCCAUACCGAUGGGUUUGGGACGCGAUGAGCUCUUUGACCUCUUGAUAGUGACAGAGAAGUACGACAUGACACAUGUUCUUCGACCGUGGGCUUCUCAGUGGGUUCAGAAUUUGCCCCUCGAUAACUACGAGAACACUACGGGCCAAUACCGCGACGUGUGGAUUGCCUGGGAGCUAGGUUGCGAAGCUAGCUUUUGCAAGAUGCUCAAUGACAUCUUGUGGGACUGUCGCGUGGACGAUGCUGGUCAGCUCAUUAACGUCCACGGUGUGCCUCUGAGCACAAUUCCAUGCCUGGAGCCCUCCAGCAUUCUUGGUAUGAAGCCCAUCGGCUAA
Molecule: messenger RNA, 690 nt
Organism: Colletotrichum chrysophilum
Lineage: Eukaryota; Fungi; Ascomycota; Sordariomycetes; Glomerellales; Glomerellaceae
Exons: 1
Coding region: 1-690 (229 amino acids)
Source: RefSeq, a predicted model, not a curated record